GGAGACAGACAGUUGAGGAGGGUCAGCUGGAAAAGCCCAGCAGAGCCCAGGGCACACUGGGCAGUGGACAGGAGAUAAGAGGGCACAUCUCCGUGCUUCAUCCUGGGUCAUGAGACCAUGGAGAUGGCCACUGGCAGGAUGUCAGCUGCCAUGCUGGGAAGGAGGGUUAAAAGGUGGUCUCCAUGGCCGGUGCCGGCGGUGCCUGGCUCAGGCGGACGCACUGCUGGUCUCUGCUCCUCGAUGGGGCGUCAGGAAAGUGUGUGCCCGAGACAGGGGCUAGCCUGGUAACUCAGGAGUCACCCGCCACUGACACCUUAACCUGGGUUAAGGUGUCAGAACUCCUAAGGGGCACUUGAUCCUAGUGAGGCACAUCUUCCCUGGCGUCACUAGGGGGCGCUGUUUCCACAUGUGAGCUGGACCUGUGCAGGGGGAAGGGAGGGGAGCGUGGGGGUCUGGGGGGGGGGGGACACAGGACAAUGAGAGAUGGGGGAUGAAGAGGAAAUGCAGGGUGAGUGGGGAGGGGGUGAAGGAGAGGUGAUGUCACGUCCAGAACUGGCGGGUGGGGAGGGUCUGGGGGCACAGUUCACCCCACAGGGCUGGGGUCUCUGCAUUUGGAGAAGGGGUCCCUGUGGAGCUGGGUACUCCCCCCGGCUGGCUGGAAGGGGGCUGGGCCAGGUCCCAGGAGAGGCAGGAGACAUGGAGCAAUGCUGCUGGGGAAAGGUGUCCAGGAGAGGGACAGUGACUGGGAGCCGUCCACCACGCGGGGGUGCUUCUGGUGGUCAGCAAUGUCCAUCGUAUACGCCACCCGUGGCCCCGCAGGCAGCUCGGCCUUUCUGAGGCCAAGUGAGGAGUCAGCUGGGCAUCGCAGCUUCCUCCCGGGAAGGCCCCAGGCCUGCACAUCAAUGAAGGCACGGACGGGAGCGUCUUUCAGCCCUCUGCCCACUGCCCACUGCCCAGGAGAGUUCGUGAGAAUGUCCAAGGCAUGACCUUCCUAUGACUACAUAGACUCUGAGAGAACGUCCAAUUUACUCUUCCCCGUAAACUUCCCUAAUCUGGUCAUCAUUUAGCCACCUUUGCUUUGGGCUGCAAAUGAAGAUGAUGGCUCUUCCAGAAAGCCCUGCGCAGCCCCCGGCUCUGAGCACAGGCUUUGGGUUAGACCACGGGCUCCUGUAGCGGGCCAUCACGCAUGCUGUACGACCCGGAUUCUGCCUGCCUCUGUGGGGAAGGGCCAGGACACCUGCACACCUGCUUCAUCUGAGGCCAGGGUGAGCGCCGGGGACAAGCCCAGGAAGACCACCUGAGGCCGUGCCUCUCUGCUCUCCUGACACGCUCCCUCCUCAGUGGGUGCUGCUGCCCCAGGCUGCGGAGUGCCACCAGGGCUGUUGAGGGGUUCCCGGGGUGGUGCGCACCUCCUUAGCAAGGAAGCACGGGGCUUGGUGGCUGUCCCUCCCCCAGAGCCUCGGCUGGCUGGUGGCAGGUAAGGUCUUCUCAGAGGCAGGGUGGGCCCUCUCUCCACAGACUCUGGGGGAAGGCGCCGUGACUCACUCUGAGAGCCCGCCGGAAACCCCCAGAGUACAGCGUGGAAGUGUCUGGACGCCCCGUCACUGUGCACCGCUCACCCCACUGCCAACACCCCGUGAGAACUAGAUGGCUCACUGGCAGCCCCAUGGCCCAGCUACUCGGGCCUGUGCUGAGGGCGGCCAAGCAAGCUCUGCGCCCCUUCUGCCUCAGAAGCCAGGCUGACUCUGGCUUACUUUACGGGGCCACUCACCUGUGUGGCUUUACACAUCUGCACUGAGCCCCGGCCCACAGGGCCCCGGGAACACAGGUGGUGCGUGGGAAUACAAGUCGCACUGAGAGGCCUCGCUGAAUCCCAGGUUUAUUAGGUUCCCUGCAGCUCUUAUUAGCCACAGAUGGCUGAACCGAAACCUGCUCAAUCUGCUCAGUGAACCGUGAGCGGGAAAUCGCGGGGCGGAACAACUAUUUCGUGGACAGAAUUUCAAACUUGGGAGCACAGAUUUGGUUAACAAGCCUUAAGGGUAAUUGUUAAUUUAGAAAAGUGCUUUAACCAGUAACCUAGCAUGUGCUUAUAUGCUCUUGAAAUGACUAGAUUCAGAGGUGUCUCCCCUGUAAUACCUACAGGGCUGCUACUGAAAUGUAACGAAUCCCGUGCGAGUGAUACGUGCAUCCGGCAGACAGCGGCGCAGAUCCCGCUGCCUGUCCAGAACUGUAAAGAUCUUCAGUGAUUAACAGAGAAAAAGAAGGAAGAAAAGCUCGGGAGCUCUGUUCUCAUGCUGGAGACAGACGUGAUGAUAUUGGUGAGGGAGAUGCAAGUUUGCCACGGAGACUGUGGAAGGGUCCUUGGGGAAGAUGCCGCAGCCUCUCAAAGCGAAGUACUAGUGGUGCCAAAGGCAGUGAUCUCUGGGUAUGAGCAGGCCGAGCAGAGCCUGAAGCAGGCAACACCUUCUCUAGGUCCUCCCAAAUCAGCGCACAGUGCUCCAUGCUCAGUGCCUACCUCUGUUCCAUUUGAAGUGCACACUCCUCCAAGUUACACACUCCUCACUCACACACACUACUGUUCUAUCCCCUCACGCUCACAACUCCUCUAUCCUCAUAUAUACUCCUCUUUACACACCCUCCUUCCUCACACCUCAUCCUCACACACAACCCUUCCUCACACAUACAACCACCACCAUACACACAACAUCCUCACACACUCCAUCCACAGACACACCUUCCUCACACAAACUCCUUCCUCACAGACACACCUUCCUCACACACACUCUUCUCACACACAAUCCAUCCUAACACACAUUUUAUCCUCACACACACUCCUUCCUCAAAACACCCCAUCUUCGCAGACACACCUUCCUCACACACAUUCCAUCCUCACACACACUCCAUCUUCACACACAAUCCUUUCUCCCACAUAUACCAUCAUCAGACACACGCUUUCCUCUCAGAUACUCCAUCUUCACAGAUAUACCUUUCUCACACACAUCCUAUCCUCACAAUACUCCUUCCUCACACACCUCAUCCCUACACACUCCAUCCUCACACACACUCCACUUUUACACACAAUACUUUCUCACACAUACACCAUCAUCAUACAUACAUCUUUCUCUCACAUACUCCAUCCUCACAGACACAUCUUCCUCACACACAUUCCAUUCUCACAUACACUCCAUCCUCAUACACACUGUAUCCUCAUACACACGCCAUCCUCAUGCACACUCCAUCCUCACACACGCUUUCUUCACAUACUCCUUCACAUACUUCACAUACUUCCUUCACAUACUCUGUCCUCACACAAACUCCUUUCUCACAUGCACUUCUACAUCCUCACACACACUUCGUCCUCACACGUACCCUUCCUUCCAUCAUACCCAAGAAUGUUCGCCAGUCACUGUCAGGACUUGUUACAAAAAUACCAAGUCUUGUGGCUGUAUUCAAGGACCUUCAUUGGAACAGGAUGGCAGGGAUUAUAAGUGGGGAAAGAAGUGGUGAUCUGGGUUUUGAGAAGAGCAAGUCCUCCAAGGAAUGCAUAAGGACAGAUGACUGGCAAGUGGUCCUGACCACCAUCCCAGACCACUGAGUGGACCCGUGUGCAGGGGCUGUGCCCUUUGCCUUUGCUGUCCCAGCUCUUGUCCAAACCUGCCCUUUGAACCUCAGCACAAGACUUCGUUCCGAGGAAGCCCUCUGGAAUAUUCUGGUGAUGCUACCUCACGCCCCAUUCUCAAAGCUUGUCCCUGCAUUCUUUCCCUCUCUCCACCCUCACCCCUGAGAACCCUUUGCUGGUCAUGUGCUUGGCCCCCAGGCAGCCACUGCGUCCACCUGUGCUUUCACGUCACCCCACAAUCUUAGCCCGUGUCCAGCCUCCAGCACCUGCAUGAUAAAUACCUGUCAGAUGUUUAAUUAGCAAGGAGUCCCAGAAGGAGACCUCACAGGCUCCAAACAGACUUGAAGCAGUUCAUGUAGAGAAACAGCUGGGAGUGCCUUGCUGCCUUGCUGUGCUCACAAGCACACCUCCCUUGCGGGGCCUGGCUCCCGUCUCUCAGGGCUCCUGGUGACCCCAAGUCCUGAAGUUCAUAUACAGCAUGAGUACAAAACCAUUCCAGAGCUUUCCAGAACUUUCCACUAGGUGGGAGGACAAGAUGUAGAUUUUUUUUGGCAGGAACUCUUUUUUUUUUUUGCUUUUUGGGUCACACCCAGUGAUGCUCAGGGGUUACUCCUGGCUUUGCACUCAGGAAUUACUUCUGGCAGUGCUUAGGGGACCAUAUAGGAUGCCGGGGAUUGAACCGAGGUCGGCUGCGUGCAAGGUAAACACCCUACCCGCUGUGCUAUCGCUCCGGCCCCUUGGCAGGACCUCUUUGAAAGCAGUUGUGUUUGAGAAUGAACCUACAUCUUUCUAACUUUCCAACCAAGGUGAACAGCCUGGGGUCUCCCAGACUCUCUCAGGAAGGUGCCAGCCACAGAGACCAUUUCUGAGCCACAGGAGAGUCAGGUGGAAGCCGGGGGAGGCUCUUGUAAAGGAGCCCCCCACCUCACAGCUGCAGAGCUGGGCAGAGGGGCUGGCGUGUGACCCUGAGCUGUCUUGUGAGCUGCUUGGGGGUGCCCUCACCCCUACCUCCAACAGUUUAGGGGAGCUUCUGCACUCUAGCUCAGUUUGUGGGGGGCUGCAGCCCUCUCCUGUGCAGCGUGGAGGAGCCUUCUCUGCCUUGGACUCAGGUACUUCUUUUGGACCCUGGAGGAUACAGGAACUCCAGGCUCCAGUAAACCUGGUGGGAAACGCCCAGCAUCACAGCCCCGAGAGGCCUCUGCUGCAUUGGGUGACAGUGUGCAACCGAGGGAUCACGAGCAGCAGUCCAGGCCACUUUCGGCCUGGCUGUGUCUCCCCUCACCCAUUGCAACAGGCCUCGAGAGCUUCCCAAGAGGUCGUCUUGUUGGGGUUGUCCCGAGGCUCCUGACCAAUGGCACCACCUUCCAGACACCUUCUCUGUUUCCGUAGGCGACUUUGGCAGCUCCUGGAUGUGCAGGGCCCACGCCAGCUGCCCCCAGUACACCUGUGCUAGGCAGUUUAGGUCUUAUGUGUUUGCUCUGGGAUGGAGCUCAGGGACUGUCCGUCAGGACCACCUGCCAUGGAGAUGUGCACGUGAUGUAGACACUGAACAGCCUACAAAUGUGCCACGAUGAGGGAUAAGCAGAUCAAAGACCACAGAUGCCCAGGGCAGGGGCAUGUCACUGCCCCCAAGACCCUCGGUUGGGUCCAGAGAGAAAUGCAGGGUGCAGAACUGCCCCUAAGAUCGGCAGCUUCCUGCCUGCCUGGGGGGCUGAGACCGUCAUACACCUAUUUCCAGACUCAGACCCAGGUCCCAUGUGCACAUACACGUUUCUAGCAUCCUCGGGGCAUAGGGCACUCCCUGGCACAUGCAGACCCAUGACAACAGCUGAGCGCCCCAUGUGAAGGGAGGAAGGGGAGUUCCGGGAGAUGUGAGGGUCCGGGGAGCUCCUGCCUCCCACUGGCCCAGGUGGCCAGGUGGUGGACUCUCUGCUGUGCUCUGGGUGGUGACAGGCAGGCGAGGGGCCAUCAGGACCUGGCUGGAGCCCCUGGCUGGGGCUUGCAGCAGGCCUGCUGCCCACGUGGGAGGCCCUGUGGCCAGCAACAGGGGCAGGAACACCCCUGACACAUCCCUUACCUGUGCCUGCCUCUGGUGUGAUGCUGCAGUAGCAUCCAGAAAACGUGGCUAUGUCUACACUAGCCAAGACCAAGCUCAAGGGCAGGGGGUAGGGCGACAAGCUCCAAGGCCUGUCUGAUGCGACUUUACACAGGCAGGCUCAAUGCAGGUACAGCCCAUGUGGAAGAGUCUGUGGGCACCUGGCUGACGGUGGCAGGAAUACAAAGACGUCCCUCACUCAUCAUCAUGGGAUCCAAUUCUACCACCCCAAGCACUAGCCUCCAGCCCUGGCCUUGGA
Messenger RNA from Sorex araneus (European shrew), 5973 nucleotides. RefSeq lists its product as uncharacterized. The record is from RefSeq and is a predicted model, not a curated record. Lineage: Eukaryota; Metazoa; Chordata; Mammalia; Eulipotyphla; Soricidae. The transcript has 2 exons. The coding region runs from base 2292 to 3488 and encodes 398 amino acids.